This is a messenger RNA of Candidula unifasciata, 1194 nucleotides long. The record is from the annotation of a GenBank genome assembly. Lineage: Eukaryota; Metazoa; Mollusca; Gastropoda; Stylommatophora; Geomitridae.
AUGAUGACCAAAAUCAAGCAACAGCUGUCUGGAACUGCCCUGAAGUUCUACGAGAGAGAGUUUGAUUUUUUCGAACAAAUCACCAGAAUUUCAGGACAUAUACGACAGUUUGCUAAGGGCAGGGAACGUAAGCAAGCUUGCUUGCAGGCCUUGUCCAAAAUUGAGCUGCAGGAAGGCUGUUACCUCCCUUCCAACCCUGAAGCUGUGGUCAUUGAGAUUGACUACAAGUCUGGGACACCCAUGCAAAGUGCGGCGAAGGCACCUUUUCUAGCAAGGUUUAAGGUGAGGCACUGUGGCAUCAGUGGUCUGGAGCAGUUGGCAGCCUCUGACCUGGACAACAACCCCAGCAGCAACAACCAGCAGCAGUCUCCCAGCCAAGAGGACCAGGAGUCGGUGGACGAGCGGAAGGUCUACUGGCAGGCUUGCAUUUUCAAGGUCGGCGAUGAUGUCAGACAGGACAUGCUGGCCUUGCAGGUAAUUGAGAUGUUCAAAAAUAUCUUCCAGCAAGCAGGGCUGAAGCUCUACCUGGCACCAUACAGGGUUGUUGCUACAGCUCCUGGGUGUGGGGUCAUUGAGUGUGUCCCCAACAGUAAGUCACGUGACCAGAUUGGCCGCCAGACAGACAUCACGCUGUUUGAGUACUUCUUGGCAACGUUUGGUGAUGAACAGUCCCCAGCAUUUCAGGAGGCACGUCAUAACUUUGUCGUCUCCAUGGCAGCCUACAGUAUUGUCAGCUUUUUGCUCCAGAUCAAAGAUCGUCACAACGGCAACAUUAUGAUCAACACAACAGGACAUAUCAUCCACAUUGACUUUGGUUUCAUGUUCGAGAGUUCCCCUGGUGGGAACCUUGGCUGGGAACCUGACAUCAAAUUGACUGAAGAAAUGUUCCGGGUAAUGGGGGGUUCCAUGGAGGCCCCGCUCUUCCAGUGGUACAUGGAGUUGUGUGUGCAGGGCUACUUGGCUGUCAGACCCUUCCAAGACGCUGUCAUCUCCCUGGUAUCACUGAUGCUAGACACACGGCUUCCUUGCUUCAGAGGUCAGACCAUCAAGCUGCUCCGCGCCCGCUUCGCCCCGCAGGCCAGCGAGAGGGAGGCCGCCAAUUUCAUGCUGAAGGUGGUCCGAGACAGUUGCCUGAACUGGCGGGGCAAGACCUAUGACAUGCUGCAGUACUACCAGAAUCAGAUUCCUUACUAG